Molecule: messenger RNA, 1949 nt
Organism: Amphiprion ocellaris (clown anemonefish)
Lineage: Eukaryota; Metazoa; Chordata; Actinopteri; Pomacentridae
Product: E3 ubiquitin/ISG15 ligase TRIM25-like
Exons: 1
Coding region: 44-1711 (555 amino acids)
Molecular function (GO): protein binding; zinc ion binding
Source: RefSeq, a predicted model, not a curated record
UAUAUCGACUCACUUCCCUGAAAGCUGCUGCUCAGAUGAGAAAAUGGCUCAGAAAGGAGCUCAUCUUUCUUCAGAGAAUAUUUCUUGUUCCAUCUGUCUGGAUCCACUGAAGGAUCCGGUGACUCUUUCCUGUGGACACAGCUACUGUAUGGUCUGUAUUAAAGCCCACUGGGAUGGAGAGGACCAGAGGAGAAUCUACAGCUGCCCUCAGUGCAGGAAGACUUUCACACCGAGGCCUAACCUGGAGAAAAACGUCCUGUUGGCAGAAUUAGUGGAGCAGCUGAAGAACACUGGACUCCAAGCUGCUGCUGCUGAUCACUGCUAUGCUGGAGAUGAAGAUGUGUCCUGUGAUUUCUGCACCGGGAGGAAGAUGAAGGCUGUUAAGUCCUGUUUAUUCUGUCUGGCCUCCUACUGUAAAAAUCACCUUCAGCCUCACUAUGAAUCUCCAGCAUUCAAGAAGCACCAGCUGGUGGAACCCUCCAAGAACCUCCAGGAGAACAUCUGUUCUCGUCAUGACAGGGUGGUGGAGAUUUUUUGUCGCACUGAUCAGCAGUUGAUCUGUUAUCUCUGCUCUGUGGAUGAACAUAAAGGCCACGACACGGUUUCAGCUGCAGCAGAAAGGACCGAGAAGCAGAAGAAGCUCCAGACGAGUCGACUAAACAUCCAGCAGAGAAUCCAGAGCAGAGAAGAAGACGUGAAGCUGCUCCAACAGCAGGUGAAGAACAUCAACGUCUCUGCUGAUAAAACAGUGGAGGAUAGUGAGAAGAUGUUCACCCAGAUGAUCCAACUCAUCCAGAAAAGAAGCCAAGAUGUGGAGCAGCAGAUCAGAUCCCUGCAAGAGACUGAAGUGAGUCGAGUCAAAGAUCUUCAGGAGACACUGGAGCAGGAGAUCAGUGAUCUGAAGAGGAAAGACGCUGAGCUGAAGCGGAUCUCAGAUACACGAGAUCACAACCAGUUUCUCCUCAACUACUCCUCAGAGUCAGCAGUCGGUGAGUCCACACACUCAUCCAGCAUCAACACCAGCGUUCAAGAAGACUUUAAGGACAUGACAGCAGCUGUGAAACAGCUCAAAGAUAAACUACAGGAUGUUCUGAGGGACUCAUGGACAAACAUCUCAUUGAUAGUCCCUCAACCAGAUGUUUUACAGCCACAACCAGAACCAAAGACCAGAGCUGGACUCUUAAAAUAUUCACGACAAAUCACUCUGGAUCCAAACACAGCAAACAGACGGCUGUUAUUAUCUGAUGAGAAAAGAAAAGUAACAGUAAUGGAUCAACAUCAGCCUUAUCCUGAUCAUCCAGACAGAUUCACUGGAUGUCUUCAGGUCCUGAGUAAAGAGAGUCUGACUGGACGUUGUUACUGGGAGGUGGAGUGUAGCAGAGGAUUUAUAGUAGCAGUUUCAUACAAAAAUAUCAGCAGAACUGGGAGCUCAAAUGACUAUCUCUUUGGACGCAAUGACAAAUCUUGGUCUCUCCAAUGUGACAACAGUUACUCAUUUUGCUACAACAACAGUAGAACUGUCCUCACAGGUCCCAAGUCCUCCAGAGUUGGAGUUUAUCUGGAUCACAGUGCAGGUAUUGUGUCCUUCUACAGCAUCUCUGAAACCGUGACUCUCCUCCACAGAGUCCAGACCACAUUCACUCAACCGCUACAUGCUGGAGUUUACCCCUACAAGAACGGAUCCACUGCAGAGUUCAUUAAACUCACAUAGACUGAAGUCCUUUAAAGGACAGCUGGUUAAAAUGUUUUAGUUUCCAGAUCAUUUGGUCUCCAACAUUGUAAACUAUAAAACAUUCAACAACAUAAAACAGUCUGAACAGUUUUUAACUGUAAUUACUUGAACCAUUUAUUGUUAUUUCACAGACUUUCCCUGUUUUGAUAAAUCAAAGAUAAAAUCGAGUAACGGACAAAAAAUAGGCCAAAACUAUAAAUAAUGUCUACACUAAUAA